Messenger RNA from Anoplopoma fimbria (sablefish), 1222 nucleotides. RefSeq names its product cocaine- and amphetamine-regulated transcript 2 (gene cart2). The record is from RefSeq and is a predicted model, not a curated record. NCBI's taxonomy places the organism in Eukaryota, Metazoa, Chordata, Actinopteri, Perciformes, Anoplopomatidae. Gene Ontology annotation, biological process: adult feeding behavior; negative regulation of appetite; G protein-coupled receptor signaling pathway. Gene Ontology annotation, molecular function: neuropeptide hormone activity.
ACAUGUGGGCGCGAGCUGUGCUGUGCGCGGCGCUGCUGUGCGCGCUCCUCCCCACGGGGAGGACGGAGGCCGAGAGGAGCGAGAGAGACGAGAGAGAGAGCGAAGAGUACAACCCCAACAGACUGCUGGGCGCUCUGCAUGAAGUUCUGGAGAAACUGCAGACCAAGAGGAUCAAUCCCUGGGAGAAGAAGUACGGACAAGUCCCCUCUUGCGACCUCGGAGAACACUGCGCGGUGAGGAAAGGAUCUCGCAUCGGGAAGAUGUGCGACUGUCCUCGAGGAGCUUUCUGCAACUUCUUCCUGCUGAAGUGCUUAUGAGCCAAUCAGAGCAGAGCAGCAAGAGUCUAUUUUAAAAUGUGUAUUUUACAAAUAUAUAGAAAUAUAUAAACGUAUGUAAAGUAGCUUUUAGAGGAAUAGAGAUUCACGUGAAGACAAUAUUUCUGUCAUGUUGUUGCAUUAAAGGUGUUUUGUCUUUGUGAAGGCUCCUCUUUGUUUCACUGCUUUUUAAAAGUCAGGUUUGAAAUAAUAAGUGUGAUAGUCAGAAACCUGCACAGGUAAACAAACACACACAUGAGAUACAGCACUCAUCUCCUUUUUCCUCCUCACUCUGUCCCUGAACGCAUCAUUUCAUUAAACCACCGAUACUUUUUAUCCAAUGUAGAAAAAGGUUUCCUUCUUAAGUUACAGGAGAAAAACAUGAGCUGCUCGUUAAACACUUCCUGUUCUAAAUAUCUCCAAAGUCUAGUGAGAGCUGAUGAGUUCUUAUAUUAUGUAUUAUUCUAAACAUGUAAUACUGGAUAAAUCAAAGUCAUAUUGAUUCAGAAACACUGAAAAACAUCCAGUAGAUGAACCGUCUCCAAACAGGAACAUUAGUCUUUAGACAGUAGAUCAGGAUUUAAUUAUGGCUGAACUCAAAUCACAAAUUGGUGAAGUUUCAUAUUCUAAACACGUAGUCAACAUUUAAACUGAAGAGAAACGAUCUCGUAUGGAGACCCUGAUGGAGAAACAUCCAUCAGGGUCUGAUAGAGGAACAGAUUAAGAACUGGUCUGAGUAUUCUACACCAGACUUCAUUGAGAAAACAGCAGAUUUACAGUAUAAAGAAAGGAUGUCUGAGAGCAUCAGGGUCUGAUAGGAACAAGGAAUCCUUCAAACACGGGAAAGGCUCUCAGCUUGAUCUUCCUGUACUAUCAAUGACCUGACGACGAGGACGUCAUGACCACUU